This is a messenger RNA of Bicyclus anynana (squinting bush brown), 1239 nucleotides long. Its product is annotated as lipase 1-like. The record is from RefSeq and is a predicted model, not a curated record. The coding region runs from base 15 to 1205 and encodes 396 amino acids. Gene Ontology annotation, molecular function: hydrolase activity, acting on ester bonds. Lineage: Eukaryota; Metazoa; Arthropoda; Insecta; Lepidoptera; Nymphalidae. The transcript has a single exon.
AAUUAACUACAAAGAUGUGGACAUCUCCAGGGCUGUGGUUAGCCGCGACGUUCAUCAUCAGUCAACAGAUUUGUGGCAUAUCAACAGGAGAUUUAUCUGAUGAUAGGACGCUGAACUCCAUACUACUCGCCACAAAAUACGGGCAUCCGCCGACGCAGUACGACGUCGUCACUGAAGAUGGAUACAUCCUCGCGGUUUACCGACUGCCGGGUAAGGGUAGAAUACCAGUUUUACUCGUCCACGGGUUUAUGGAUAGCUCCGAUACCUUUUUGAUCAGAGGCAACACUUCACUAGCAAUAUACCUCGCCAACAAGGGAUACGACGUGUGGCUCGCCAACACCCGAGGCAACAGGUACUCGCGACGUCACAAGACCCUCAACCCUGACAAGGACCCCGCGUUCUGGCAAUUCAGCUUCCACGAGAUGGGAUACUACGACCUCCCGGCUGUCAUCGACACGAUUUUAAACGAGACCGGCGCAAAGAAUGUCACCGCCAUCGGCCACUCCCAGGGAAACACGAUUUUCUACGUACUCGGCUCGGAAAGAAAAGAGUACAACUCGAAAAUAAACGUAUUGCUAGCACUCGCGCCGAUAGCUUUCCUGCAGAACGUUCAGGGACCUUUAGGAACCGUUAUCAAAUCGGAACCGGUGAUCAGUGGACUUAUCAAAACUGUACGUGUAAAUGAACUAUUAGGUGACAACACCGCACUCGGUAUCGCUUUACACUCGACAUGCUCCGUACCGGUGCUCGGGUACACGAAGUGCGCUUACGGGCUAAUAUUUCCUUUCGUGGGUUCUGAUCCCACAGAGUUGGAGCCGGACUUUUUUCAAAACGUCGCCAAACGUUUCCCUGCAGGAGGUUCGGGACAAAGUCUACUACACUUCCUGCAAGUGGGGCACAGAAAGAAGUUUGCGCAAUACGAUUACGGAAGCGCCACGAAUAAGAAGAUCUACAAUUCGUCGGAGCCGCCACUGUACCGUUUAGAUCGAGUGACUAUGCUGGUGGCUCUGUAUGCCGCGGCUAAUGACGGUUUCUCCACUGUAGCUGAUGUGGACUUGCUGAGGCAGCUACUGGCGAAGGUCGUGUACUACCUGCUGAACCCCCUCCCGCUGUGCAAUCACGCGGACUACGUGUGGGGUCGAACCGCAAACGUUUACUUGUAUCCGUACUUAGAUAUCAUAUUGAACAUUUACAACCGUCUGUAGAUACUGAUGAAUUAUUCCAACAAAACAAUUCGUU